AUGCCUCCUGCAACGAUCCUCAAAUUCCCAACCAGCUCACCCGCCGACACAUCGCCCCUUACCCGCCUGCAAGAAGCCGGUUUCAAGACCAAAGACAUCCUAGGCAUCGUCGGCAAAACAGAAGGAAAUGGCUGCGUCAAUGAUUUCAGCCGAACACUCUCCUCGCACGUCUGGGAUGCGUUGAUCCCCGAUUCAGCAAUCUCGAUCUUCUCUGGUGGAACCGAAGGCGUUCUCUCUCCACACAUAACCGCCAUUUUGCAGUCUGAUAAGCCUACGGGAUUACAUGCGGCUGUUAGACGAAGCAGGGUGCUUGAGCCUUGGGAGGUUGGGAGUGUGGAGCAUGUUCGAUAUGUGGCGGCGAGUAUUCGCGAGAAGAUGGUCGAGGAGGGUAUCGAGGCUGGAGAUGUCCAACUUGUGCUGAUCAAAUGUCCGCUUUUGACGAGUGAGAGGAUUGCUGCGAUACAGGCUACGGGGAGGAAACCUGUUACGUUGGAUACGUAUGAGUCGAUGGCGCUAUCACGCUACGCCAGCGCCAUUGGCAUUGGAGCAGCCCUCAACCCAACCAUAACAAACACCAUUCCCCAACUACUCUCAAGCGGAGACUUCCAAACGCCACUCGCAUCCUGCUCCUCCGGCGCCGAGCUCCAAGACUGCCACAUCCUCAUCCUCUCCAACACCACUCCUCCCAACCCAUCACCCCCUUCCCUCACGCGCGCCUUCAACAGCACAAUGCACUCCGGCAUCGACUUUUCCUCCCUCCAAACUCUCCUCACCAAAGCCCUCCACCCCUCUCCUCCAUACACGAAAGCAACCCUACUCCAAGUCUUCGUCAAAGCGGAAGCAGAUCCGUCCGGGUUGGUGAAAGGGGAGUUCAGGCAUACGAUGUUGACGGAUAGUGAUUUGCAUUCGACGAGGCAUGCGCGGGCUGCGGUGGGUGGGCUUGUGGCGGGGGUGACGGGUGAUUGUGCGGUUUAUGUUAGUGGUGGGGCGGAGGGUCAGGGGCCGAAAGGCGGCGGGAGUUUGUGUGUCGUUGUCAGGUGGGAGUUAUAUAGGUGA
This is a messenger RNA of Zasmidium cellare ATCC 36951, 1056 nucleotides long. RefSeq lists its product as uncharacterized. Lineage: Eukaryota; Fungi; Ascomycota; Dothideomycetes; Mycosphaerellales; Mycosphaerellaceae. The transcript has 3 exons. The record is from RefSeq and is a predicted model, not a curated record. Bases 1 to 1056 code for a protein of 351 amino acids. Gene Ontology annotation, molecular function: hydrolase activity, acting on carbon-nitrogen (but not peptide) bonds, in cyclic amides.